Molecule: messenger RNA, 2336 nt
Organism: Platichthys flesus (European flounder)
Lineage: Eukaryota; Metazoa; Chordata; Actinopteri; Pleuronectiformes; Pleuronectidae
Product: zinc finger protein 135-like
Exons: 4
Coding region: 530-2185 (551 amino acids)
Biological process (GO): regulation of transcription by RNA polymerase II
Molecular function (GO): DNA-binding transcription factor activity; RNA polymerase II cis-regulatory region sequence-specific DNA binding
Source: RefSeq, a predicted model, not a curated record
GCACAAUGAUGGCGUCACAGACAACCUGCCUGCCGGAGGACGCAGGAAACUAAUCUGUGAUUGUGAAGCGUUUUCAUGGAUUAAACGUGAACCGGUGAAUACGUGUAGCAACCGACUGUCGAGCCAUCACCGACUUAAGCCUGUAUCCGCUGCAGGAUAUACAUUAUUUAGCUGGAGUACGACCUUAACCGGCUAGCAAAAGCACUAGCUGCGCUUCAUUGGGUCUCUUGUUUACACGUUUGCUUCAGCUAAUGCUAGCUAGCGUACGUCAAAACAAUGACCGCGGUGCUCGUUUACAACCUGUUUUCUUUAAGCUAGCUUGAAGUAGACCAUGUUUAUAGUAUUUUACUGUGCAGACUGGAUUUCUGCCUUGCACCACAUUGGAUGUUAUCACUGCAUACAGCAGUAGAAGCGUGAGCCUUCGAAAUACAAUAAAUAAAGCUUUAAGAUAUAUAAACUAUCAGGAGAUUGGAUUUUAAAUGAAAGUCAAUGGCCGAAAUCAAGCGUAGAUAUGUAGUAGCUUGUCAGCAUGGCAGCUCUUAGGUGCCAGGGCAGAGGAGCAUUCAGCGGCGGGCACAUCGUUCCCCGGCGGCUGCCUGCGGAGGCCGGGCGCAGAGCUAAACAGCGCGGUGACUCGAUCGUUGGCAGCAAAGCUCCGCCGGGGAGGCUGCUGGCGAUGGAGUCGGUCCGGAGCGCCUUCCACGCACAGCUGGCCACCGUCAUGGACUCCCUGCUGGCCGCCGCCGUGUGCGAGAUCGCCAAGAUCUUCGAGGGCAGCCUGUGUGGGCAGCAGGCGGAGCUGGUGCAGAAGACCGAGGAGAUCUCCAUCCUCCGAGGCAAGCUGGAGAAGGUGGAGAGGAGGCAGCGGGCGAAGGGCGGCCCCGGUGAGGAAGAGGAGAUGCCAGCGGCGGAGAGAGAGGGCAGCACGAGGCAGCAGACCCAGACAGGAUCAGGACUGAAUGUGGGGAAGGAUGUGACUUCUCACCCAGACCCAGUAGAAGAGCUCAGUCAGAGCCUCAGUGGACUGAAAGAGGAGGUGACAUGCCAGGAAGGAGCUUCAGUAAAACAUGAGCGUGCUGGUUCAGGGCCUAGCCUGGAGUCUAUCGCAGUUCAAACUGUGGAGGGAAGCCAUGCUGCUGGGGACCAGAGCAAGAUUGAUACUUUGUCUAUCACACAAGCCAAGUCCAAAUUGUCUCAUUGGGACCACGGCAGUCGCAGUGCAGACCACAGACCCCUUCAGGAUCAAGCCUCCACCCCGUUUCUCUCCAUCUCCCAGAGUGGACGUUGCUCUCCCAGACCUGACCAAGGCUUAGCUCAACCAGGGGAUUGGUUACCAGCGUUGGAUGCCCCUCGAGGUAGGAUGCCCGGUCUAGAGAAUCUGCAGGCAGAUGGCACCAGCUGCCCUGGGCCAGCUAGCAGCAGUACUGGCACUGACGCAUCUUGCUUCCGACCUGGUUUUGGCUCUGACGAGACCAGCAAUGAAGAUGACAGUGGUUCUUUCCCUUUCCUGGACCAGGAGCCUGAGGACCAGAACCCCAGUCAGAACUCCGUGCAGGGUCAGGGUGUCGGGCAGAGGGAGGCUCAGCAGGAUCAACCCCCAGCUCCCACUGGCGAAUCCCCAUGGAGACUCAGAGAUGACCGGGCUGGGAGAGGCACCAUCCAUCAUACACGGCGAGCGACAGCAUUGGGCAGCAGAGACCCUCUUAGACCACAGUCCAACUCGCAGUCACUCACAUUACGGCACACAAGUGCCCUCAGCCACCCUCCAGCUCCUGGUGGAGGGAAUGGACGACCGUACACAUGUCCAUACUGUGCCAAGUGCUUUACAUACCCCUCCCACCAGCGCAGGCACCUUUUGCGCCACACGGGGGUCCGACUGCAUCCUUGUCAGUUUUGUGAAAAGAGCUUCCUCACUCCCUCCGAGCUGACAGUUCACACUCGCACACACACAGGGGAGCGGCCUUUUGGCUGCGCUCAGUGCGGUAAACGCUUUGCCCGCAGCGGGAACUUGAGGGCCCACCAACGGGAUGUUCACAUGGGCAAGAGGCCCUUCGCUUGCACAGAGUGUGGGAAGAGAUUCGCUCACAGGGGGAACCUGAGGGUGCACAAUCACAGAGUCCACCAAGGAGAUCCCUACUACAUGGAAGACCAGCAGGAGCCUGACAUAGGCCAGAAUCCCAUCUGAGAAGAUCAUAAGAAAAAGAUUGUUCUGCACUUUAAUUUUGUUGUCAAACCCGAGGAGCCUGUUUCAGGGCUACCCAUUGAGUCCCACCUGAAUUUUUCAAUGAACACCUAAAACCGCUUGAAAGUAUUUAAGAAUUUUGUUUUGUUGUUUU